Molecule: messenger RNA, 2558 nt
Organism: Lytechinus variegatus (green sea urchin)
Lineage: Eukaryota; Metazoa; Echinodermata; Echinoidea; Temnopleuroida; Toxopneustidae
Product: lysyl oxidase homolog 2B-like
Exons: 8
Coding region: 202-1824 (540 amino acids)
Cellular component (GO): membrane
Source: RefSeq, a predicted model, not a curated record
ACAAUUUACACAUAUCGCCAUACAGCUGAAAAGUUUACUGUGCGGAACAUUAUCGUAAUUUUUACUCUAUCGAUACAUUACAAAUUAAAUCUCGCAUGGCCAUUGCUUCACGCUUCUCGUAAAAAAAGACAUCCCUAUCUGUUCCGGACCUGAAUAGGCCUGUCGUUAAAAAUUACCAAAAUCUGGUACUCUCGUGACAAAAUGGAGUCGUCUUACAUAUUCUCUCGUCACUGGGCACUGUUGUUAACUGUGUGUUGGCUUUUUGUUCACGAAUGUUCGGCGGUAAAGGAUUCAGGGAGCGUGUUGGAUCCCUCGACUCUAUCGCCGAUGGACAGAGACGUAAGGCUUAAAGGCGGUGCCCAGCCUUGGGAAGGUCGCAUCGAGAUCUACAGCCAGAGUUCUGGUGACUGGCAUACUCACUGCAAUACGCCGAGACGGGAAGAGUUCUACCACGUUGUGUGCCGUAGGCUCGGCUACAAUGGCUUCCUCAGAGACCUCAAGGCCACGGAAUUCGAGAAGAGUUCGCUGGUUCCACUUCGAGGUUAUUUUGAAUGCAACAAAGAUUCGGCGGACCUGCGAAGUUGCUUUUUCAAGGAAGGCGAUGGCUGCGGAAGCAACGAAGAAGAAGUUGGAAUCGUAUGCUCGGCAGUAGUUCAGUCGUGCGGACCUAUCUCCUUCCAGAGGGACGAUCACCGUGAAAUGCACCCCUUUAGACUGAGCUAUCCAGACAAAACUCGUGUGAACGUCAGGUGUCCUGGGGACCCCAGUAUCUCGGGUGUGAUGAAGUGCGUCAAUGGUCACUGGGAGUGGGAAGGCGAGGAGCCACCAGCCUGUCCACCUAGAGCUGAUGAUACGAUUACGUGUCCUGCUCCAUUUUAUGACACACGUCACACCUUCCUACUUCCGGCGAAGUUGACGUACCGCUACGACGAAACGUUCGAGAUCGUGUGCAUUGACCGUUCUGAUGCUACGAAGCUGAGAUGCGGGGAUGGUGGUCGACUAGAAUGUUAUGAUGGAGGGGACGGCUGCAUCCCAGAAGCUCCUAGCUGUGUUACUCCUUUCCGUAGACCUACAGAUGAUCAUUUGCUGUUGGUCGGAGGCGACAAAUCAACAAAAGGUCGUGUACUCGUGAAUCGUGAUGGACAAUGGGGAUCUAUCUGUGCGGAUGGCUGGAACCUUGCAAACGCCAAUGUCAUUUGCGCUGAGUUAGGGUAUGGUCCCGCCAGGAGACUGCUCGACUCUCCAAAGUUUCCGCCAGGGCCCAAGAGAUACUUGUUCAGGGAAGUGAGGUGCAGCUCUAGCGAUACGAACAUUUUGGGGUGCAGCAUGAAGCACAUGUCUGUUGGCGACAAGUGUCAUUCAGAUUACGAAGCAGAAGUCGACUGCUUUCCUGAAGAACCACAAUCUUAUUCCUUUCGUUCCAAUUGCGGAACACCGGGUCUUCCUCAAAAUACAUUUGUCAAGCCAUACAAACAUGUGUACAAUGCAGGAGAGAUGGUGACGCUCUUUUGUGGUGGAAAACCUACCAAGAAAGUUGAACUAACAUGUUCUUCGGAUGGGCUAUGGAGUGGUGACGUCAUCGACUGUGGUGUGCAUGCGCCAUUGGAUCCAAGACUGCUGAUUGGAAUCGGGAUAGGAAUUAUUUUUCUACAAAUCGUCAUUUCCAUCAUCAUAUCUCGCUGCAGUACUCCUAGGCAGCAGCCAGUAGCAGAAGUAAGGGAUGAUGCCCCUCCGCCUGACAACGAAGCUAAAGCUCGACCAACCAAUCAACAGUCUGUGCAACCACUACGCCACCCACAAAGCGAUGACAGUAAACAAGAGUAGAACCACAGGGAUGUUCCUAUCCCCCUUUUUAUUUGGGUCAUUUAUGCUAAGAACUUCAUUUAUACCUAUCUGUAAAAGGUAACUGAUUGAAUAAAAAGAAAUGGAGAGGGAAGGGAAUUUAUGAAUAUGAUUUCGAACUUAAGUCUAUUGAAAAUUUUAAUGAGAAAAUGAUAAUAUCGUUGCAUCUUGAACAUGUUGAAUGCAAUCCAGACACUUUCUCUGGCAAAAUAUCCAGUAAAAAAAUCCAUUCAUUUCGCUGUUUGUAUAUCCAAACAUGAAAAUGAAUACUCAUUAACAUAAGGUGUGGUGACGGGAUAAAGAUAUAUACAAUUUAAUUAUUUUUUCCUACCCUUGACAACGAUUAUCCUUGAUUAUUCAGUUUCAUUAACCAUAAAGACGGAACUAUUUCAUGUAUUAGGGCCUAAAUUUUACUUCUUGUAAUCUCAGAAUUGCAGAAGAGUUUGGUAUAAGCGAAGUGGUUAAGGGAAAGUUUAAUUCAUGCCAAGUUGAUAAGGAGUUAUCAGUCCAUUAAUCUUGAUCAGCUAUUCACCCUCAGCAAUAAUACCCCCAUCUAGCAUAAACUAUUAUGAAGAUGGCGCUCUCCAAAAGACAUUCAUCUGACAUGUACUCGACCUAUUUGAAAUAUAGCAUGUGAGUAAAAAAAAAAUAGACACAUCACAAAUCCCCAAUUUAAGGCAAAAAAUAUGUCAAAAACGCAUACUCAUUAUAUAUAG